This is a messenger RNA of Histoplasma mississippiense, 1218 nucleotides long. RefSeq lists its product as hypothetical. Gene Ontology annotation, cellular component: nucleus. Bases 1 to 1218 code for a protein of 405 amino acids. Gene Ontology annotation, molecular function: DNA binding. Lineage: Eukaryota; Fungi; Ascomycota; Eurotiomycetes; Onygenales; Ajellomycetaceae. The record is from RefSeq and is a predicted model, not a curated record. The transcript is spliced from 5 exons.
AUGGCCAAUCUCCUUCUUGCCAGUCGAGGAUCCAACCCCUCACCCACAGUUGGUGAAUGCUGGGUACGAAACUUUGUCAACCGCCAUGAAGAGCUGAAAUCUAAAUUCUCCCGCAAGUAUGAUUAUCAGUGUGCACUAUGUGAGGAUUCUGAGGUUAUCCGUGGGUGGUUUAGACUCGUACAAAACACCAUUGCAAAGUAUGGGAUCCUGGAUGAUGAUAUCUACAACUUUGAUGAGACUGGAUUUCAGAUGGGGGUUAUUGGGACUGCCAGGGUCAUUACUGGGUCUGAAAGAGCUGGGAAUCCUAAGCUUGUACAGCCUGGAGAUCGGGAAUGGGUGACUGUUAUUGCUGGAAUUAAUGCAACUGGCUGGGCUCUACGUACGAUGAUUAUACUCAAGGGAAAGAUGCACCAGUCCUGUUGGUAUGAGACAGAAGGGCUGCCAAGUGACUGGGUGAUUGAAGUCAGUGAGAAUGGCUGGACCACUGACCAGCUGGGUGUGUACUGGCUGAAAGAGGUGUUCAACAAGGAGACCCUACCCCACUGGCACCGAAGUCAUGCCUCAGCUGGAUUUGAUCAAUUCUGCUCUGAGAAUCAGAUUAUUGCUCUCUAUAUGCCACCUCAUUCCUCCCAUCUUCUUCAGCCAUUGGAUGUUGGCUGCUUCUCACUGAAAACAGCGUACGGACAACAGGUAGAGAACCAAAUGCGGCUUGGGAUCAACCAUAUUGAUAAGGAGGAGUUUCUGGCCCUAUAUCCUGCAGCUCAGAUACAGGCCCUGACUGAGAGCAACAUUAAGAGUGGUUUUAGAGCAGCUGGGCUGGUUCCGUACGAUCCUGAGCAGGUUCUCUCACGACUUAAUACAACAAUGCAUACCCCCACCCCACCUGGGACCUCUCAUAGCUCUCAGGCCUCCUGGGCCACUGCUACACCACAUAAUAUACACCAGCUAGAGCAGCAGACUAAGAAAGUUAAAGGAUAUAUUAAGCGCCCUCAAGAGGGUGCUUUAAGGGUUGAAGAAGGCUUGGAUCGCGUACGAAGGGUCAAUGAAUUGGAAGGAGGGGUGGUUGAGGCUGCUGGCUCUCAACCACGAAAACGUGCAGCACCACGGUGUAGUGCGAGCGUUGGGUGGAAACUGCCACCUUCACAACUUAGCUCGGUACUCAGUCUUAAAGGUGUGAAAAGGGAAAAACUCUCUUCACGCAUUGACACGUUCUUCUAA